ACCAUAAAAUAAUAAAACACGAGUUGUUUACUUGAUUGAGAGAGCAUAAACCCUCUCCGUUUAUUUCGCGCCGCCAUAAACCUCAGUCAGCCACCGCUGUCAAAUCUUCUCCGGCAGCUUCUCAUCCACAACACCGUCUCUCUCUCUCUUUCUCUCCGUCUGUAAUUGAAUCAACAAUGGCGACUCGUGAUGGCGGUAUCAAAUCAACAUCAAUAAACGGUGUAAAAGUGUAUACAAUAGCUUCACAACAACCUUCAGUUGCUUCAUGGCUUCCAACUAAGAAGCAACAAUCUCAUCGUUCUAUCAAGAGUUAUACACAAAAUGUGCAAUUGAUUGAAGAUUUGAGGUUCACUACUGCAACAACAAAGAUUAAAGCAACUCCUGAUGGUGAAUACAUCAUAGCUUCAGGUAUAUAUCCACCACAAGUAAAAGUGUACGAGGUCAGGGAGCUGGGAUUAAAGUUUGAAAGACAUUUGGAUUCAGAAAUCAUUGAUUAUCAGGUUUUAUCUGAUGACUAUUCAAAACUUGCAUUUUUAUGUGCUGAUCGCUCAAUAAAUCUACAUGCAAAAUAUGGAAAGCACUACAGUUUGCGAAUACCAAGGAUGGGAAGGGAUAUUACUUAUGACGACUGGUCUUGUGACUUGCUUUGUGCUGCCUCUUCUCCGGAACUGUACAGAAUUAACUUAGAGCAGGGGCGAUUUCUCUCAUCCUUUAACACACAAUCCCCGGCAUUGAACGUAGUUUGUCGAAGCAAGCUUCAUGGGUUAGUUGCCUGUGGUGGUGAAGAUGGUGCUGUGGAAUGCUUUGACACGCGUGUGAGAUCUUCAGUUGGUAGAAUUGAUGCUGUCGGACCUAGUGGCGAUGUUGAUCAGGAGGUCACAGCAUUGGAGUUUGAUGGUGACGGGCUCAAAAUGGCUGUUGGAAGUAGUGCAGGAAAGGUUCUCAUCUAUGACAUGCGCUUGUCACGUCCUUUACGAAUAGAGGAUCAUAUGUAUGGCAGUCCCAUAUUGGACAUUAAGUGGCAUCAUACUCUUAACUUCGAACGACCAAUGUUGAUUACUAGUGAUAAUCAUGUCGUUAGAAUAUGGGAUCCUGUCACGGGAGAAGGCUUAACCAGCAUUGAACCAACAACAGGAGCAAUAAAUGACGUGUGUACAUUUCCUGGUAGUGGUUUGAUCCUGUUGGCCUUGGACAGUAGCCAAAUACCAUCUUACUUCAUUCCAUCCCUUGGACCUGCUCCCAAGUGGUGUUCUUCUCUGGAAAACUUCACGGAGGAACUAGAGAUGGGUGGACAAACAACUAUUUAUGAUCAUUUCAAAUUUUUGACAAAGGAGGAGCUUGACAGGUUAAAUUUGACCCACCUGAUUGGAACCAAUGUACUCAGAGCCUACAUGCAUGGCUUCUUUAUUAAUUAUGCAUUAUACAAAAAGGCAAAAGCGUUGGCGGAUCCUUUUGAAUUUGAAGAAUAUUUUGAGCAGCAGAAGCGAGAAAAAUUUGAAAAGGAACGGGAAUCAAGAAUUACGAUCAAGAGAAAAUUACCCAAAGUUAAUCGGGACUUGGCAAGUCGCCUCCUUGAAACUGAAGAUACUGAAAAUGAGAAGAGAGAUGCUGUUGAAGAUGAUAAAACUAAAAAGCCAUCUAAGAAAAAGAAAGGCAUUAGCAUGCAAGAUCUUGAAGAUGAUAGAUUUAAAGAUAUAUUUACAAAUAAGGAGUUUGAGAUUAAGGAGGACUCUGAAGAAUAUCUGGCUUUGCAUCCCAUGGGUGCUAAAAAGCAAACAUCCUUGUUAAAUGAACACUUUGAACCUGUCAUGUCUGAUGACGAUCAAAGUCUAGGUGAAGAUGAUGCUGAUGCAUCAUCUGAAGAUGAACCUGCAACUAAAAAAAGGAUGUAUGAAAUUAAGAAUGAGGAGCAUGCAGAGGCAUUCUGGAGCCGAAAAUCAAUUGCAGAUGAGGAAUCACUUCCUAUGGGAGAUAGAGUGUUAGCUCUCAAAGAUGACCGACAAUCCUCUCGUCUUCCUCGUGGCGUUAAGCAGGGUCCUGGAGGAUCACGGGAAAUAACCUUCACUUCGAGAAACAGAGCAACCUACAAGGAAGACGAUGAAGAUAAAGAAGUGGAACCCCGGAAAAAGAGGGGAGUUCAAUCCUUGGGGCUCAAGUCACAGGGACCAGUGUUUAAUGGCCGUGGUCGCGGUCGCGGUCGUGGCCGUGGGAGAGGGAACCGUGGCCGUGGUCGCGGUCGUGGUCGCGGUCAUUAGUGACUUCAUACACAAAUGUAAAUUGCAUUCGAUUUCGCAGAUCUUACUCAGUCUAUACAGUGACGUGGGUUGAAGGCCGACAUGGUUGCAUAGCUUCAUGACCUCUGAUGUAUCAUUUAUAGCCUAUCAUCUUAUGUGUUAAACUUAUUUUUGUUCUUCUCCCCCUUUAUUUUGGAUUCUUUAUCAAGAUAAAUCUUGUUUCAUGCGAAACUUACCUGACUUCUUAACUCGUUAAGGGAAAAGGGGAGGGGGUUUUAAGUUAUCACAUCACAUGCUAAAUAUAGGAUAGGAGCAUGUAAUCUCAAUUUUGUUUUUAUUAUGUAUUAUUACCCAUUUCAGAUAAAUUUUCACCCU
This is a messenger RNA of Trifolium pratense (red clover), 2609 nucleotides long. RefSeq names its product nucleolar protein 10. Gene Ontology annotation, cellular component: small-subunit processome; nucleolus; nucleus. The transcript is spliced from 16 exons. The record is from RefSeq and is a predicted model, not a curated record. The coding region runs from base 177 to 2255 and encodes 692 amino acids. Gene Ontology annotation, biological process: maturation of SSU-rRNA from tricistronic rRNA transcript (SSU-rRNA, 5.8S rRNA, LSU-rRNA). Lineage: Eukaryota; Viridiplantae; Streptophyta; Magnoliopsida; Fabales; Fabaceae. Gene Ontology annotation, molecular function: protein binding.